Molecule: messenger RNA, 486 nt
Organism: Dipodomys ordii (Ord's kangaroo rat)
Lineage: Eukaryota; Metazoa; Chordata; Mammalia; Rodentia; Heteromyidae
Product: GRAM domain-containing protein 3-like
Exons: 4
Source: RefSeq, a predicted model, not a curated record
CCACCUGGGCCUGGAUUACAGAUAUUAUUUUGAACUCUGAACUUUUUCAUCUCCUCAAGAGGUUCUUUGUUAAUCCUGAUUUUUUGUUUUUUUUUCAGUACAUAUUCGUCUCCUUACUCUCCAGAGAUUCCACAUACAAACUGCUCAGAUCUGUGUGUGGACACUUAGACAAUUCGAGUGUUGGUAACAGUCCCAAUCCAUCUUCUCCUGAAAACAGCUUCCGGGAAGACCGCCCUUCAUCUUUGCCUCUGGACUUCAAUGAUGAAUUCUCAGACCUCGAUGGAGUGGUUGAACAAAGAAGGCAGGGCAUGGAAGGGUACAGCAGUUCGGGUUCUCAGACUCCGGAAUCAGAGAACUCCCGAGACUUCCACGUGACAGAAUCCCAGACAGUUCUGAAUGCCACCAAAGGGGAGGCAAAACCACCUCGGGCCGACACGCAUUUGAACAGAGUGCCUGAUGGCAAAGCCAAGACCCUUCCCACACAUG